CAACAUAUGGCUUGAGGGCUGUAAAACAGACAAUAAAAUCAAAAGAUAUCAAAACUACUGAUUUAGCAAAACACAUAUUUACACCUAAAGAAUAAAACAAAUAACCAACGAGCGUUAAAGAUUUACGUCGCGUCCUGCAGUGUUUACAUUGGUCGACGUCAGUUUUAUGACGUCAAAACGGUGCGACACAGAAAAGUCUGGUCCCACAGUAAAGAUGGCCGACCCGCCUGGGACCGAGCUGUCAGACGACAAAGAGAAAGAAGCGGACACUGAGCGCAAAAACAAGCAACAUCCGCGACCGUGGCAAGAUGGGAGCAAGUCGGGAAAAGUCGUUAUUUCUUCGACACUGCCCGAGACCUUGGGCUUUUACGACAUUAGCGCUGAAAUCAGGCGCGAGCCAAGGGACCACUCGGCAGAUUCAUCACUGACCCGCUUCAUCUGCACGGAGCUGACCCGUGGCUACUUCCUGGAGCACAAUGAGGCCAAGUACACCGAGCGUCGGGAGAGGGUAUACACGUGCAUGCGCAUCCCCAAAGAGUUGGAAAAGUUGAUGAUCUUUGGUUUCUUCCUGUGUGUGGACGCCUUUCUGUACGUGUUCACACUGCUGCCCCUCAGGGUGCUGCUGGCUGUGCUCCGCCUCCUCACUCUGCCCUGCUGUGGCUUAAGGGCACGCACAUGCCCCUACUGCAGAAGAAGCAGUGGAUCGAGGCUGCUGCAGCCGGCGCAGGUGUGCGACAUGCUGAAAGGCCUCAUCCUGGUGCUCUGCUUCUCCAUGAUGCAUUACGUGGACUAUGCCAUGAUGUACCACCUAAUCAGAGGGCAGUCCGUUAUCAAGCUCUACCUCAUCUACAACAUGUUGGAGGUGGCAGAUCGCCUCUUCUCCUCCUUCGGCCAAGAUAUCCUGGACGCUCUUUACUGGACUGCCACGGAGCCCAAAGAGCGCAAGAGGGACAGCAUCGGAGUCAUCCCUCACUUCCUCAUGGCCGUCUUUUAUGUUUUCCUCCACGCCAUUCUCAUCAUGGUCCAAGCCUCCACGUUAAACGUCGCCUUCAACUCGCAUAACAAGUCCCUGCUUACCAUCAUGAUGUCAAGCAACUUUGUGGAGAUCAAAGGCAGCGUAUUCAAGAAAUUCGAGAAGAACAACUUGUUCCAAAUGUCCAACAGCGAUAUCAAAGAGCGCUUCACCAGCUACGUUCUCAUGCUCAUCGUGUGUCUGAGGAAUAUGGAGCAGUUCUCGUGGAAUCUGGAGCACCUCUGGGUGUUGUUUCCUGAUGUCUUCAUGGUCCUCACCUCCGAAGUGGCCGUUGACGCCAUCAAACACGCCUUCAUCACCAAGUUCAAUGACAUCACGGCGGAUGUUUACAGCGAAUACAGAGCCAGCCUAGCCUUUGAUCUCGUCAGCAGUCGACAGAAAAACGCCUACACGGACUACAGCGACUCCGUGGCACGCCGGAUGGGCUUCAUCCCACUGCCUUUGGCUGUGCUACUUAUCCGGGUGGUCAUGAGUUCAGUGAAGGUGCGAGGAGCGCUGUCAUACACGUGUGUGUUCCUCUUUUAUCUCGGAUUGGUCACACUGAAGGUGCUGAACAGCAUCGUGCUCCUGGGCAAGUCAUGCGUGUACGUUAAGAGGGCCAACAUGGAGGGCAAAUUGUUUGCGAAGCCCCACGCCACGUCGUCCUCAGCCAAGACCCCCAACAACAACACUUCGACCACGCCUCCCACAGGUGACGACAAGCUGAACCCGAAGCCGCCCUCUGUUCCUCCUUCCUCAUCACCCUCCUCUUCCUCAGUGACUACCCAACCAGCACCGAGGUGGGACUUUCCCCUGCCUCCCGUUGACUCUUCGGCCUCAGCGCCUGCACCCCACUCUCCUUGUCCUGACCAUCCGCCUCCUGGACCGGAACCCCAGCAGCCUGCUGCUUCUCCCCCGAAAGAGGAGCAGGAGCACGCGGCUGAGGGGAGGCCCAAGGCUCCCAAAAAGGACCUUCUGGAGAUCGACCGUUUCACGAUCUGCGGCAACCGCAUCGACUGAGCGAAAAGACACAAGAGUAAAUCAUUGGAUGCACGUUGUGGUAGUUUGCUGUCGUUUCGAGACGUUUCACGACAGCAAGAUUCAGCGGGCUGAUAACCAGUGUGUAAGGGAGCUCGAUUUGAAAGGAGCACUUUUCAAUGUGCGGAAGAGCACAGCUGGAAACCACACAAAUGGUUGAAGGGGGACUCCGCGAGAGACUCCAAAGGAUUCCCAUCCUGAAUGUCGCAGUGGCGCACAAAACGGGGUUUACGCUUUCUCAAGACCUUGACGACGAGUCACGCUUGUUCCUUUGAUUUGAUGAUUUGCAAUAAUUACGUUUACUUUUUUUGUUUCUUUGCUUCAAUUUCAAAGAGAAGCUCAUCUUUCCAGCAAGCAGUUGAGUUCGCACAGCUCCCAUGCCUCUUUCACCCAGAAAAUUUACGGCAUGGUUCACAAAGAGAGCCUGCAAAAUUCCUGCCUCAUUGCAACGGAGCCUGCAUAAUUCCAGCUCCCUUUAUACAGAGACCCUGUAUAAGUAUUGCCUCUUUUACACAGUGCCCCUGCAAAAUGACCACAACUUUUUGUACAGAGAGCCUACAAAAUCACCGCCUUUUUCACGCACAGUGCAAAAUUAGGACCACUUACACCCUUUGAUGUAGGAAUACAACUGCCCCUCUGACACAGAAAACCCUUGUCAUGUCACACAAGGACCCUGCACAAUUCCUGCCCCCUUUCACAUAACGACCAAAAUUAGUAACACCUCUACUCUGUUACACUAUAUAUUCACAUCCAUUUUUUUCUUUUUUUUCCACUGAUCUUGCAGCUUGUAAGACUAUCACCAGCUUCAUACUGAGGCACUGCAAAAUCAGAACCUUAUUCAUUGGAAUCUUGUAGGAACUGUCACAUUCACACAGAGAUCCUGCAAGAUUACCACCUCUCAUAGAGAUCCUAGAGAGCCUUAUCCAUACAGAGACGGACAGAAACCCUUUAAAGUUACCGCAUAUUUCUUAUUGACAUCCUGCAAAAUUGCCACCUCUUUUGCAUAAAGACCAUGCAAUAUUGCCCUCUCUUUUGCACAGAGAUCCUCCAAAUUAUAGGUUUAUUCACACAGAGAUCUGCCACUUUCACACAUAAAUCAUGCACAUUUGCUCCCUCGUUCAGACGGAUCCGACAGAAUAGCAGCCUUGGUCACCCUUGAAGAAUGACAAGAAUAUUACAUCGAGAGACCAUGCAAAAUAAUCUUCUUCAUACAGAUUACUUUCAUCCUCCCAUUCUGCGAAAUUACCAUCGACAAACCUAAUUCCAAUGAAGUUGGGAUGUUGUGUUAAAUGAAUAGAAACAGAAUGCAACGAUUUGCAAAAUCAUGUUUAACCUACAUUUAAUUGAAUACGCUACAAAGACAAGAUAUUUGAUCUUCAAACUGAUCAACUUUAUUGUUUUUAGCAAAUAAACAUCAACUUAGAAUUUUAUGGCUGCAACACAUUCCAAAAAAGCUUUUUCAGGUUUAUGACUGUGUUAUAGCACCUUUUCAUGCAAGAAACAUUUGGGAGCUGGGAACACAAAUUGUUGAAAGUUACUUGGUGGAAUUCUUUCCCAUCCUUGCUUGAUGUGCAGCUUCAGCUGUUCAACAGCCCGAGGUCUGCGUUGUCAUAUUUUAUGCUUCAUGGAUGACGGCAUAUGUUUCUCUAAAAGCACUAUGUACCUUCAUGGUGCCUUCACAGAUGUGAAAGUUACCCAUGCUGUUGGCACUAACAUGGCCCCGUAGCAUCACACAUGCUGGCUUUUGAACUUUGCGUCCAUAACAAUCCCAAUGGUUCUUUUCCUCUUUGGCCCGGAGGACACGACAUCCACAAUUUACCAAAAUGUGGACUCGUGAGACCACAGAACACUUUAUUCCCUCCCUCACUCUGCAUCAGUCCAUCUGAGAUGAGCUCCGGGCCCAGAGAAGUCGGCUGCAUUUUUGUGUUGUUGAUAAUUGGGUUUUUGCUUUGCAUUGCAGCGUUUUAAGUUGCAGUUAUGUAUGCAGCGCCGAAAUGUAUCCACUCACGUUAGUGUUCCUCAGCCCAUGCGGUGAUAAUCCUUGACACCUUGAUGCCAAUGGCCUUGCCAUUGACAUGCAGUGAUUUCUCCAGAUUCUCUGAACCUGUUCCCGGUUAGCCUGUUCACCUGUGGGAUGUUCCAAACAGGUGUUUGAUGAGCAUUCCUCCACUUUCUCACUCUUUUGUGACACCUGUCCCAGCAUAAUAUUCAAAGUUGAGGAUUAUUUAUUAAAACCAAUCGAGUUCAUCAAUUUGUCUUUUCGGUGUGCAGGUUUUUAUGUUCAACACAACGUCCCAACUGCAUUGGAAUUGGGUUUAUAUUUCUGCUGCCUUUUUCACAUCGAGAUUCCACAAAAUGACCGCCUUGUUUUUGUUGAUAUUUAUUUUUCUUCCCACUGCAUAAAUCUAAGUUCAGUCGCUUCUCAGAAGCAUGAACGCUGCUCUCGCCCCAAAAUGGCGGAUCAACUCUGGCACGUUCUUUCGACGUCCUGCCUGCUGUCCUGAUACUUUUGCCCGUGUAGUUUUAGCACUGAUGGCGCAAAUGGGCUCGUUGCCUUCGUGAGCCUUCGCCGUCUUGUUUACAUCCUUGCCGUAGUCAGAAGGGUUUUCGCAAUGAAAGCCUUGGCAUCUGGAAUGUUUCCGGAUUGAUUUUGAUUGCAAUGAAACGAUUGUUUGUUCCCUGCAGAAAUAUGAAUAAUCCGCUUUUUAUUUGAUGCAAGAUGUGACAUGUCAGGUAUGAUUUAUUUAAUUUUAUUUAAGGUACUUUCCUGCCAUGUCGGGGAGGGGGGGGAUACGCAAGAGAGACUUUCUAUUUGGUCAACUGCAGUUGUUGUAAUUAUAAAAUGUAAUAAAAUAUUUUUGGGGAGUUGCCA
This is a messenger RNA of Hippocampus comes (tiger tail seahorse), 4922 nucleotides long. RefSeq names its product transmembrane anterior posterior transformation 1a (gene tapt1a). The transcript is spliced from 15 exons. The coding region runs from base 167 to 2032 and encodes 621 amino acids. Gene Ontology annotation, cellular component: endoplasmic reticulum membrane; ciliary basal body. The record is from RefSeq and is a predicted model, not a curated record. Gene Ontology annotation, biological process: positive regulation of cilium assembly. NCBI's taxonomy places the organism in Eukaryota, Metazoa, Chordata, Actinopteri, Syngnathiformes, Syngnathidae.